Messenger RNA from Melanaphis sacchari, 692 nucleotides. RefSeq lists its product as uncharacterized. Lineage: Eukaryota; Metazoa; Arthropoda; Insecta; Hemiptera; Aphididae. The record is from RefSeq and is a predicted model, not a curated record. The transcript is spliced from 5 exons. The coding region runs from base 63 to 692 and encodes 209 amino acids.
UUAGCGGUUGUCGGAAAACAGCUACAAAUAUAACCAAUCACCAUUCAUCACCUCGCUGAAAGAUGAUAGAACAAUUGAUCAAACGUUUCAUUGAUUACAAGAAGAGGGUUGAGAGAAGAUCACCUUGGAAGUACUUCUUCUUGAUAUUCCGUUCCCCACAUAUGGUUAUCACGGUUGCGACUUUUUCGAAUAUGACAAUGUUAGUCAUGCUUGCCAUUUCAAACAUAAUCAACUUAAAGAACAGCAUUGAAUACAAAAUGGAAUCGCGUAAUUCUUCCAAUCACAGUCUACAUUUUGAUGUGAAAAUGGGUUCAAAACAAUACACUGUGACCCAUGAAAAUAUAGAUAAUUUCAUAAUAUACAUUUUGGUGUUUCACUUGGGUAUUGUGACUAUUUUUUUUUUGGCAAACUUUUUUCUGCUAAAGACAACGUUUAAGCCUUUUUUGAUUAAGAGACACCUUAAGAGCAUCAUUAUUUGGUUAUUGAUACAUACAACACACAUGAUUUAUUCAUUAUUUUUCGAUAAUUGGAUCGGAGUAUUUAAUAGUUCAAAUUAUAUUAUGGUAAUCAAUAUAACCAAUUAUUUACUUAAGUUUUUGCUCCUAUGGAUGGUGUCUUGGACUUAUGUAAAAAUCAAACGCAACUUGGGAAACAUUUUUCCAAACAUGAGAAGAUCACGCUUGAUUCGUUAA